UUCUUGACAUGUUUACCAUAUCAUCGAUACUAGGAUCAGUCUCGUGUUAUCAACGCAAGUUAUUUAACCAAUUACUACUGCAUUGAACCUCGCCGGUGAAAUAAUGUCAGACAAGGAAGCAAGACCGGAAAACGACUUGCCACUAGACGAAAAGGUUGUCGAGAGAGAGGUUGAGGUUCAGUCCACUACUACAUCCCAGGACAACGCUAUUCUCGAAGGAGCGGUUACCAAGACAUAUGCUCGCAAGGUCAAGAUCCUGAAUGAUGAGCUUGGACGCAUUGGUAUGGGAUGGUACCAGUGGAGACUCUUUAUUCUUGCUGGUAUAGGAUGGACUGCUGAUAACUUUUGGGCCACUCUCAACAGUCAAGCUGUUUACCAGGUUGGACUUGAAUACAAUGUUCCAACCACUCAAUUGCCAUGGGGAUCUAUGGGCCUGGCUAUUGGACUGUGUCUGGGUGCCAUUUUCUGGAGUGCUCUCAGUGACUUGAUUGGGCGUCGUUAUUCAUUCAACAUCACUUUGCUUAUCGGUGGUAUCGUUGCCUUGAUAGCCGCCGGAUCACCCACUUUCCCAGCAUACUGCGUUUUUGUCACCUUCAUUGGAUUUGGCAUGGGAGGUAACUUACCAAUCGACGGUGCUUUGUUCCUGGAAUUCCUUCCCGGUGAUUGGCAAUGGCUUCUUACUUUCUUAUCUGUGUGGUGGGCACUCGGUCAGCUUUUGGUCGUUUUACUCGCUUGGGCGUUUAUCAACAACUAUAGCUGCUUGAGCGCUGAUAAUUGUCCAACAGCAAGUAAUCUCGGAUGGAGAUACCUUUACUACAUAGUUGGUGGUAUUGCAUUGCUGAUGGCAGCCGCCCGGGUGGCCUUUAUGAAACUUAACGAAAGUCCAAAAUUCCUACUAGCUCAAGGCAAGGAUGAAGAUGUCGUAAAACUAGUACAUAUCAUUGCAAUUACCAACGGCAAGGAGUCUACUUUGACAGUGGAGGACUUUAACAAGAAUGGAGAAGUUGACAGCUCUGGUGGCGAAGAACUUGGUAACACCGUUACUAAGUCGGAGAAGGGAGGCAAUUUUCUCAAACGCUACUCAUUACAACAUAUCACGCCUUUAUUCGCAACUCGUAAGCUGGCCAUUAACAGUUCCUUAAUCAUCUUCAUUUGGUUUCUCAUUGGUCUCAGUUAUCCUCUAUUUGGCGCCUCACUUCCUCUCUGGCUUCGUCUACACAAUAUUGAUUCAACCGAGAGCAUUGAGCAAACCUUCCGAGAAUAUGUUGGCUAUGCUGUCCUGGGCAUACCUGGAUCUGCUAUCGGUGCAUAUUUGACUACUCUCAGGAUUGGCCGUAAAGGUGCCUUGGGUCUAACGACUAUUCUUACCGGUGUCUUUAUCUUUCUGUUUGCAACAGCAACAAACAAUUCUCAAAUUGUGGCGUUCAACGCCGUAACCAGUGUCACAAGUGGUGCAAUGUAUGGGAUUCUUUACGCUUACACUCCGGAAGUGUUUCCUGCUCCCCAUCGUGGUACUGGAAAUGGUUUGGCAGCAGCAGCUAACCGAAUUGGUGGUAUCAUUGCGUCUAUUAUUCCCAUGUCGUCGGCUGCUUCCUUUAACACAACUGUCCCAUUUUGGGUCUCAGCCUCCCUCUUCACGUUAUCUGGCAUUCUCGCCUUCUUCUUGCCAGUGGAGAGCAGAGGACGAACAUCUCUGUAGCUUAAUUAUCAUGUGUUAGUAGUCAUAUUUAAUUCAUUCGGUGUCGCAAGAAUAAAAAAAAGAAAUUUAAGAAACGAUAUUGCGCUAUGUUGAAA
This is a messenger RNA of Umbelopsis ramanniana AG, 1794 nucleotides long. RefSeq lists its product as uncharacterized. The record is from RefSeq and is a predicted model, not a curated record. Bases 104 to 1699 code for a protein of 531 amino acids. NCBI's taxonomy places the organism in Eukaryota, Fungi, Mucoromycota, Umbelopsidomycetes, Umbelopsidales, Umbelopsidaceae. The transcript has a single exon. Gene Ontology annotation, biological process: transmembrane transport. Gene Ontology annotation, molecular function: transmembrane transporter activity.